Messenger RNA from Sphenostylis stenocarpa, 903 nucleotides. The record is from the annotation of a GenBank genome assembly. NCBI's taxonomy places the organism in Eukaryota, Viridiplantae, Streptophyta, Magnoliopsida, Fabales, Fabaceae.
AUGUGUGGCGGUGCCAUCAUCGCUGACUUCAUACCCCGCCGUGGCCCCCGUCGCCUCGCCGCCUCCGAGCUCUGGCCAAAUUCCUUCGGAAAGGACGAUGACUUCGGCUUUGAUUAUUCCCAUAUCGCUAAUCGACAACCCUCCACUCCCAAAACGGGCCAACCUCCCAAAGUUGGUGAGCAAGUUGAGACUAAGCCAGUGAAAAGGCAGAGGAAGAAUCUCUACAGAGGGAUUCGGCAGCGUCCUUGGGGAAAAUGGGCUGCGGAGAUUCGCGAUCCUAGAAAAGGAGUUCGUGUCUGGCUGGGCACCUUCAACACUGCGGAAGAAGCUGCAAGGGCCUAUGAUCGUGAAGCUCGAAAAAUCCGCGGCAAAAAAGCUAAGGUGAAUUUCCCUAACGAGGACGAUGAAUAUUCCAUUCAAGCUCGUAAUCCAACUCCACCCCUUCCUUUCGCACCCCAAAACCCUUCCUUGUAUCAAGAACAGUCCCGUUGUGAUCUCAAUAAUGCCCCUAGAAAUCUCAACUUCGAGUUUGGUUAUGAUCUGAACCAUGCUGGGCCAUUUUCGUCCCACGUGGACUCUGUCAAUGCUGACUCGGUUGUUGUGUCCGGCGACGAAAAUUCAGGGUUAGCGUCGGGUUCAGAGGGUGCUUAUUCGACGAGCGAGUUCAUGGGAUCUUGUCAGAAUGUGAACGGUUAUUUUAGUGGGACAGUGAUGGAGAAGGAGAAACAGAUAGAGGCGAUUGAAACUCAAGAGGAAAAGAACAAAGUGCAGGAGCUUUCUGAGGAACUGAUGGCAUACGAAAAUUACAUGAAGUUUUAUCAGAUUCCGUACUAUGAUGGACAAUCUACGCCACCGAAUAAUGUUCAGGAAAGUGUUGUCGGGGAUCUCUGGAGUUUCGAUUGA